Messenger RNA from Bactrocera dorsalis (oriental fruit fly), 1465 nucleotides. RefSeq lists its product as uncharacterized. NCBI's taxonomy places the organism in Eukaryota, Metazoa, Arthropoda, Insecta, Diptera, Tephritidae. The transcript has 3 exons. Gene Ontology annotation, molecular function: DNA binding. Gene Ontology annotation, biological process: regulation of transcription by RNA polymerase II. Gene Ontology annotation, cellular component: transcription regulator complex; nucleus. Bases 508 to 1122 code for a protein of 204 amino acids. The record is from RefSeq and is a predicted model, not a curated record.
CUAUUCCACUACUAAGCGAACGCUAACGCUUUGCAUUCAUUGCUGGUUGAUGAUAUGAGUGUGAGUUGGGUUUGUUUAUGAGAUGAAUGAGCUGAGUCUACCUGGUAGCGAUAAACAACAACUCACAAUGUCUUCUCUGUAUCUGCAUUCACAUAAUUCCAACUUAGUGUGCGAACAGAGUGGCCGCUUGUUGCCGAGCCGGGCCGACUGACGCUUAUUGCGAGAACCAAUGCGAGAAAACUGGUACUAUACAAAUUAGUACAAAUAAGCGCGAACAGGUCAUAGUGGGCGCCGAGCUGGUCAGAGCGCAAAGCUGAUUGAAUGCGAGAAAACAGUUUCAAAGCGUAUUCUAGCGCCGAAAGCAUUGUUUAUUCUGCGAAAAGCUAGUUUUGGACAUAAAAUUCUUUGGAAAAAGUGAAAUCAACAAUUAUAUGCUGUCAUUCAUCAUUUAAUGGCAUUCUUGUUGAACUUUUCUUGAGUACAGUCGUGUGUUUUGGUUUAUUUAAAAUGAAUGUAGAACAAUUAAUAAGUGAAGUUUUUUCUCGGCCGGCUUUGUGGGAUCAGAAAAAUAAAUGUUAUCAUAACCGUGUUUUAGUGGAAAAGCUAGGGAUGUCCGUUGCUUCAGAAAUGAAAAUACCAAAGGAAGACUUAAAAAAAAAAUGGAAGUAUUUACGCGAUCAAUUUCGAUGCGAAGUGCGCAAAAUUCCAACUCCAAAAUCGGGGGAUGCCGCAUCACAAAUUACUUCGAGUUGGCCUUAUUUCAAUUCUCUACUGUUUUUAAAGGACCAAAUGAAAUACAGAAAUUUAAGCGGUAAUUUAAAAGCGUCAAGUGUAAAAGCUACCCAAGAAGAGGUUGAAUAUGAAGGAGAAAUUGAAGAUAUUCUCAACACUUCACAAGUCGAAGAAACAAGAGAUCUGUGCGACAAUGACGAGUUCAGCUGUGAAGUUCCGUCGAAAAAAAAAAUACCUCUAACAACUGUAUUGGAUGAAGAUGAAGCAUUUUUUGUAACUCUUUUGCCGCAUAUUCGGAAGUUGGACCCAGAGAAUAAAUUUCUGUGUCGAAUGGAGAUGCAAAAUGUACUUUAUAAAUACGUGUAUAAAUAUGCCCACACUGUCCAAUGAAACUUCAAGAUUCGCGCCUUUGUCUUCACCAAUCAGCGUUUCUUCUGAAAGCUACCAGAUAAAUUCUUUAGACCUUAGCACAACUCCUUGUUUUCAACCGAUCUCAUUUAACACAGUUGAAGGUACAAAUAUACCAUCAACUUCAUCAUCAUUGGUUCCAGACCAAAAUACAAAGGAAACUGUAAUUUAUUCAUCUUUAAAUUCCUAUUAAUUAAUUUAUAUUAUUUAUUUUUAAUUUUUUUGUUUAAUUUUUCUUUUUAUUUAUAAAAAAAUGUAUUCAUGAAUUUAAUACGAUAUAAAAUGAAUUUAAUACAAUAAAUACAAAUAUGUAAAACAUAAAAAA